AUGUCUGGAGUUGCCGUAGGAUAUGAGCGUGUACUUGUUCCAUUAUGCCUGCUCCUGAUCCAAUUGGAGUGGACUUUAGGUCAAAAUACGACAAAAGCUCCUUGCUUGCCCGAAUUGGUGGCCAGGAAUAGGCCGAUGAGGAGGCUAGUGACGCAUAGUCUAUGGGAUGCAACUGGGUCGAUGACUACCAGAGAUCGGGAGGAAGGUUUCUAUGAUGUAGUGGUUGAACGGUCAGGGAAAUGCAAACCCAUCUGUGAGCCCAAGUGCAGUCUCCAUGCGGAUUGUGUGGGCCGUGAGAAGGAAACGCCCCAAUGUGUUUGUCGUGCCGGCUUUAACAUGGAGGUAGUACAUGGGAACAGAACGCGUUGCCGACCCCAAUGCGACAGUAAUUGUGGCAGCCAUACCAUUUGCCACAAACCUGGUAAAUGCAGCUGCUUGCACGGCUAUCAGAGAUCCAAGCUGAAUGCCAGCAACUGUGAGCCCGUCUGCCAAAUGAAUUGCGGGCGAUACCAGCAGUGCGGCAAACCCAAUCAAUGCGAAUGCAUUGUGGGUUAUAUAGAGGAUGCGGAGGGUCUGUGCAAGCCCCACUGCUCAGCAUGUGGAGCCAACGAGCAGUGCGUGCAACCAGAACGCUGUGAAUGUCUGCCAGGAUAUCAGCGCAAUGGAACGGACCAAUGUGAGCCACAAUGUUUGAGGCCUUGUCGACGGAAUAGUCACUGUGAUCGACCGGAUAUUUGUGGCUAUAUUGAAAAUGAGCUGGGCGUAUGUCAACCGCAGUGUGAUGUGGAUUGUGGAGCGUAUGCGCAAUGCACGAAACCAAACCUUUGUGAAUGCAUCGACGGCUAUCGCCAGAAUGAGCAAGGCGUCUGCCAGCCUCACUGCCAGCAAGAUUGUGGCGAGCACGGCUAUUGCAGCGAGCCAGGCAAAUGUGCCUGCCACCCGGACCAUAAGCUGUCUGAGCAGACGGGAGUGUGCCAGCCCAUCUGUGUGGCCUGUGGCAGGAAUACGCAAUGCCGCGCUGCAGGCAAGUGCGAGUGCUUGCCCGGCUAUCAGCGGCCGACGGCAGAGAGUGCGGACUGUGAGCCACAGUGCCCAGCGGGCUGUUCGGCCAACAGCUUUUGCAGCAGGCCCGACGAGUGCGAUUGCCUUGAAGGCUACGCCAAGGAUGCGGCGGGCCAGUGCUCGCCCAUAUGUGCGCCCGAGUGUGAGUUGCAUAGCGUUUGCACAAGUCCCGGGACGUGCGCCUGCCUGCCGGGCUACACGGGUGAGGGCAACCUCUGCAUGCCCAUUUGCAGCCAGCCGUGCGGCGACAAUAGCUACUGUGCGGAGCCGGAGCAGUGCGCCUGCAUUGAAGGCUACACACCUGGCGACGAGCACAAUCGCAACUGCUCCAGCUUGAAGGGUUCCCUAGUCAUUGGCAUUAUAUCAAUGGCAGUUGUUUUACUUGUCGUUUGCCUGGCCCUGGGCAUCGCCUUGAUCGUCAAAAGAUGCAAGGAUGACCACCCUUAUGCCGAGCAAAAUGACAAGCUUAGUCUGCCCAUGGAAAAGGUUGAUACCAAUCUAGAGGGCAUAGAGAACCCUGGCUAUGCGCAAUAA
Drosophila navojoa is the source of this 1596-nucleotide messenger RNA. RefSeq lists its product as uncharacterized. The record is from RefSeq and is a predicted model, not a curated record. Lineage: Eukaryota; Metazoa; Arthropoda; Insecta; Diptera; Drosophilidae.